ACACAAUCUUGUAAACUAUCAAUGUCUCAACAAGGACACGAUCCUCAGCCUGUUUAUCAAAACAGGGAACGAUUACUCUCUCAUGCUAAACAUAGUCUCUAUUGCAACUAAGGUAUAUUUCUUCAAUUAUGAAUAUAUUUGGGUCUUUAACAGCGUAAUUACAAGUUAUGCGCUGUUGGAUAUAACAUAGUUAAGCAAUCACAAUAUGGGUAUUGCGGAGUUGGUGGUAUCUAUCUACAUACAUUCAAUGGGUUAAUCGCAAUUCAUGAUUUACGUAGGAUUUUUUUUGGCAUAUCACACAGCCAAAUUAAUUGAUCAAAAAGACAUUUUUAUGAUUUUAAAACAGAAUCUGAUUGCACUAACAUUAAUUAGCCCAUUAUUUCUGAUUUUGCAUAAUAUUAAACUGAAUCAAAUAUGAUAAUGUUUUUUUUGCAUAAUAUUGAAUCAAAAUGGGGCGUUGAAAAGAAGUACUAGAUUGAUAAAUGCGCCGACGCAAAUCGAUUUUCUGACGUCAUUAAAAAAAAGGGGCAGUGUGCCUCAACUUCCCCUUACUGAAUACAAAAAAUUCACAUUUCCUUUAUACUAAUCGUCAGUACUGUAUUUGUUAUUUCUUCAGGAUUUAACCAUGGAUAAAGAAGAGGGAAUACGUGGUAGGUGUAUACCUGAAGGAAGCAGAGAUAAUGGAAAGAUGAUUACUUCUCUUCUCCCUCUGAUGAGUGUACUAACCCUAACAAGGGUUCCUGCCCUAGACGAUAUGUGUACUGACAUAAUCAGGCAUAUUCUUCAGUUCCUGGAUUACAGGAGUAAGAAGAUGCUGAGGGGAGUGUCUUCUACUCUCAAGAACAGGGUUGAAGGAUGUGGGGAUAAACUGGUUCAUUACUGGAGGUUUUCUACCGAGUUUACAACAGAUCAGCUCAUCAAGUUUGCUGAUGAAGUUGAAACAGUUUUAGGUAAUUGAUACAUUGAAAUAAAUAUAUUUUACCUGUUUUUAA
This is a messenger RNA of Eurytemora carolleeae, 992 nucleotides long. RefSeq lists its product as uncharacterized. Bases 626 to 958 code for a protein of 110 amino acids. NCBI's taxonomy places the organism in Eukaryota, Metazoa, Arthropoda, Copepoda, Calanoida, Temoridae. The transcript is spliced from 2 exons. The record is from RefSeq and is a predicted model, not a curated record. Gene Ontology annotation, molecular function: protein binding.